AUCACUCCUUGCUUUCCACCCCCAUCUUCUCAUUCCUCUCCCACUACACUCGUUCUGCUCAUAAACCGGCCAAGUAAUUGUUCAAAAGCACUAUUUGUGCCUUAAAAAAUAGUUGCACAGGGAUCGUUCAGCCAUGAAGUUCUUCAAGCAAUCCUUCUUGUACGACGAUCCCUGGUCCAUCGUCUCCCUCGCCUUUUUCCUCCGCUACCCAAACCCCUACGCCUCCCAUAUUCUUUCCUGCGACGUCAUUUCCCGCGAAUUUACAUUCUCCGGCUCUCUUCUUACCACCCGUCUCAUCCUCAAACGUGGAGCCUUACCUCGAUGGGCACCCAAAGGAAUUAUUUCGAGGGCGGAGAGCUGGGUGAUCGAGGAGAGCGAGGUGGAUCCGGAGGGAAAGGUGGUCAGGUGUAGAACGAGGAAUUUGGACCAUGUCAAGGUUAUGCAGGUGCAGGAGACCCAAGUGUUUAAACAGACGGAGGAGGGGAAAACUCAGCAGACGACUGAAGCGAGCAUCGUUUCUGGAUUUGGCUGGGGCCUCACCAAAAGUAUUGAGAACCACGGUUUGGCUCGCUUCAAAGCUAAUCUGCAGCGCUCACGCGAAGGCGUCUCUCUUAUCCUCGACUUCAUUCGCAAAGCUCGGUUGCAGCCCAUGACCAUGGGUGGAGUGGGUUCAGGAAUGUCCUAUCUCAGUCCAACAUUCGGUGACAGACUGGCGGCGACGCAUCGCGUUCCGGAAUACGACCCUGACAAUGUCUCAAGAAGCCCGUCACCUUCGGCAUCGGGGAGCAGACAAGACGACAUCACGAGUGAGGGCGAAGGCGAAGGACAGCCCGCUGCGUCGUAUUCGUCGUGGUUCCGGUAGAACUAUAACAAGUUUUGUUCUCGUUCAUUUCAUUUUCCGCCAUUUUGGUUCAUUUGCAUCGUAUCAUAGUUUCCCAUGUUCGCAUUCUCAAUCCGUAUUCGUGCGCAUCGCUCUGUGAACGGUUAUAGCGAUGUUGCUGUGUUUAUUCUAAUUAUUUGCUUUCAUUUCACCCUCUCUCGUCCCUCGUCCCAUGUCCGAUCUCGCUCCCGUAUUCGUUCGCGCGUGUCGUUCCGCCGUUUCGUGUCCAUUCCCUCGAUGUCGCUUUCGGUUGUAUUUGUAUCGGUUGUUUCGGUACUUCUAUGGGCUACUAGUGUUCCUUGUCACCACAUACGCAACUUGGCUACAAAACUGCAUUCAAUAAACCCGCACAAACCCC
Stereum hirsutum FP-91666 SS1 is the source of this 1238-nucleotide messenger RNA. RefSeq names its product MSF1-domain-containing protein. Gene Ontology annotation, biological process: phospholipid transport. The record is from RefSeq and is a predicted model, not a curated record. Lineage: Eukaryota; Fungi; Basidiomycota; Agaricomycetes; Russulales; Stereaceae. Gene Ontology annotation, cellular component: mitochondrial intermembrane space. The transcript has 4 exons. The coding region runs from base 134 to 862 and encodes 242 amino acids. Gene Ontology annotation, molecular function: phosphatidic acid transfer activity.